Lobosporangium transversale is the source of this 3215-nucleotide messenger RNA. RefSeq names its product Spb1 C-terminal domain-domain-containing protein. NCBI's taxonomy places the organism in Eukaryota, Fungi, Mortierellomycota, Mortierellomycetes, Mortierellales, Mortierellaceae. Gene Ontology annotation, molecular function: rRNA (uridine-2'-O-ribose)-methyltransferase activity; rRNA (guanine) methyltransferase activity. The record is from RefSeq and is a predicted model, not a curated record. Gene Ontology annotation, cellular component: preribosome, large subunit precursor; nucleus; nucleolus. The transcript is spliced from 4 exons. Bases 236 to 3028 code for a protein of 930 amino acids. Gene Ontology annotation, biological process: maturation of 5.8S rRNA from tricistronic rRNA transcript (SSU-rRNA, 5.8S rRNA, LSU-rRNA); maturation of LSU-rRNA from tricistronic rRNA transcript (SSU-rRNA, 5.8S rRNA, LSU-rRNA); rRNA methylation.
GUUGAAUGUCUUUCUUUCAAGGCGCAUCUCCUUCCCUUGCAUCUUUUCUAUCCAUAAUAUCCUUCCAAUUGACCAGCCUGAGUCAUUUCAUCUGACCAUUCAUUUCUCUUAAUUCUUUCCAAUUUGUAUUUUUGUUUUAUUUUAUAUGUUCCUUUGAGGAACUAUUAAAAAAAGUUCGAAGAUUUUUAUUCCUUCUCUCCACGUUAUUUUCCUUUUUAUAUAAACAUAUUUCAUCAUGGGAAAAAUCCAGAAGAAGACCGGAAAGGGACGUCUGGACAAGUACUAUCACAUGGCCAAGGAGCAGGGCUAUCGUGCUCGUUCUGCGUUCAAACUGGUCCAAUUGAAUAAGAAAUACAACUUCUUGGAACGAUCCAAGGUCUUGAUUGAUCUGUGUGCUGCUCCAGGAGGUUGGUUGCAGGUCGCUGCAAAGAUGAUGCCAGUCAGUAGUUUGAUCGUUGGUGUCGAUCUGGCUCCUAUCAAACCCUUGCCUAAUGUCAUCACUUUUGUCGAGGACAUUACUACCGAGAAAUGCCGAGCCACUCUUCGGUCUACACUCAAGACCUGGAAGGCCGAUGUUGUACUGCACGAUGGUGCUCCCAAUGUUGGUGCUGCAUGGGUACAGGAUGCGUUUACACAAUCUGAACUGGUAUUACAAUCCCUUAAGUUGGCGACUGAGUUCCUCAACAAAGGUGGUUGGUUUGUCACUAAGGUCUUCCGAUCCAAAGAUUACAACAAUCUUAUGUGGGUCUUUCAACAGUUGUUCAAGAAGGUCGAGGCCACCAAGCCUCCUUCUUCCAGAAAUGUCUCUGCAGAAAUUUUCGUAGUUUGUCGUGAUUUCUUGGCCCCCAAGAAGAUUGAUCCCAAGUUCCUGGAUCCCAAACAUGUCUUUUCAGAUAUUGAUACUGGAAUGGUUUCACAGCCUAUGGAUGUAUUCCAUCCUGAAAAACAUAAGCGUCAGCGUGAAGGAUAUGAGGAUGGAAACUAUAUAUUGCACAAAACUAUGGAUGCUUGGGAGUUCAUUACUCAUCAGGAACCGGUAACUGUUCUCGGCAGCGUUAACAAGUUUUCAUUCGACUCUGAAGAAUCCAAAGAAAAGCUUUUGAAGAGUGUUGAGACAACUGAGGAAAUUAGGGCAUGCUGUGAGGAUUUGAAAGUCCUGGGAAAGAAGGAUUUUAAGAGCCUUCUCAAGUGGCGUCUUAAUAUUCGUCUACAAGUCGGUCUGGACAAGAAGCCUGAGCCCAAAUCCACGGCUCAGGAGACCGUUGAGGUAACAGCAUUAGAUGAUAUUGAGGCUGUGGAGGAGCACGCUGCAGCUGCAGCUGCUGAGGAGUCUCGUUUGGAGCGCAUUCGUCGUCGUCAGAAAAACGAGCGUGUUCAGAAGAAUGUCCAGAGAAUGCAGUUGGGCAUGAUCAUACCUACAGAUAUCGGUUUGGAGCAGGAUGGACCAGAUGGCCAGUCAUUAUUCUCAUUGACUAACAUUAAAAAGGCGGGAAGCUUGAAGAUGGUCCGCAAAGGUGACACAGAUGUGGAUCCUGAAGAGUUCAAUGCGGAGAUGGACAUGGGUGAAGACAUUGUCACUGGUGAACAGGACACAAAGGCUAUCUCAAAGCGAAAGAGUAAGAGUAUGGUCCGGGAGGACAUUGAUGCCCAAUUCGUCAAUGAGAACGAGAUGGAGAGCGAUGAAGAGCAUGAUGCAGCCUUGAUGGAGGAACUGGAUGAGAUGUAUGCACAGUACAAGGAACGUCAGCUCGAACGUGAUGCUAAAAUGCGUGCCAAGACGAAACGCGAGGAUAAAGGCGAGUGGAAAGGUUUCAAGAAAGAUGGAUCUGGAGAUGAGGGUUCUGAAUCUGAGGAUGAAGAAUAUGAGAAGGCUCUUCAACAACCUGAUGAUGAUACCUCGGAUUCAGACUCGGAUUCAGAUCCUGGUAUUGAUGAUGAUGACUUGCCUGAAACAAAAAACACAAAGAAAAUGUUUAAAAAGAACUCAAAGAACCCAUUACUAGUUGGCUUGGAUGACAAGGAACAGGCUGAACUUCGCCAGAAGACUGAGAGCGGUUUAACCAAAGGGGCCAAAAUGUUCUUUGAUCAGGAUAUGUUUAAAAAUUUAGUCGGCGCGGAUGAAGAGGAUGAGGACGAGGAUGAGGACGAGGAUGAGGAUGAGGAUGAAAGCGAAGAGGAGGAAGAGGAAGAAGAGGAGGAUGCUGAUGAUGAAAGCAAUGAUGACGAUAAUGAAGAUGAAAACCAGAAUGACAUCGAGAUGGACAGUGACGAGGAGAUUCGUCAGCUUAACAAGAACAGAAAGACUCUUAAGCGCAAAGCAGCUGAGCCUGCGGAGGGUGAUGUUGAUGAUGAUAUUGAAAUGGUUCCCGUUAGUCGGGAGUUUGAGGAUGAUGAGUUGUGGGAUGGUGAAUCUGAUGAGGAAGAGAGCAAAAAGCGUAAGCAGAUCAACGAGUACUCUCUUAUCACAGCAGAGGCUAUGACGCUUGCACAAUCGCUUGUCAACAAGAAGAUCACUAAGACAGAUUUGAUUGACCAAGGGUUCACAAAACAUGCAUUCGCUGAUAAGGAUGGCCUACCAUCAUGGUUCUUGGAGGACGAAAAGUUGCAUAAUAUACCUAACUUACCGAUCACCAAGGAGGCGGUCCAAGUCAUCAAAGAUCGUAUGAAGGCUCUGGAUGCACGCCCGAUUAAGAAGAUUGCAGAGGCGAAGGCCCGUAAAAAGUACAAGGCAGCGCAGAAGUUAUUGAAAAUCCAGAAGAAGGCUGAUGCCAUCAACGAUACAGAAGAUAUCUCGGAAAAGCAAAAAGCCAUUGGCAUUGCCAAGCUGAUGGCCAAGGCAAAUGCCAAGAGUAAGAAACCUAAGAAGGAAGUAAAACUGGUUGUGGCCAAGGGUUCUAACAAGGGCAACAAAGGACGCCCGAAAGGAGUCAAGGGAAGAUAUAAGAUGGUGGAUUCUCGCAUGAAGAAGGAGCUGCGCGCGACCAAGAGGAUAGCCAAGAAGGCCAAGGGAAGCAAUCGCAAGAAGUAGAUAAACUAUUCACCAUGUUCUGUGACAUUUUAGACUUUCUCCUUCCGUUCAGUAUACACUUGCUUCCAUUUCGCUGUACUUUUAGUCUCAUUUCUCAUCCAAGCAUACACGACUAGUGCAUGCUUUCAUUUCCUUUAUCAUUUAUAAUCUUCAUAUUCAUGGUAAUAAAGCACAUUACAUUUCAUUC